AUGUCCUCUUUAGGAGAAGUUGUGCUUCAGGACCAAUUCACAGUUUGGGAGCCGAAACAAAUUAUCAAGAAGGGCCGAGAUAGGCGCGUUUUCCUUUUUGAUGCAUAUCUUAUUCUUGCUAAAGAGCAAGCCUCUCUGCCUGGCGAACACAAAGCUAGAUACCUUUUCAAAUUGCGACUUCUAUUGGCCGACUGCAACAUUACAGAGCACAUAGAGGGCGAUCAGUGCAAAUUUGCGCUUUGGACAGGCAGAGUGCCACCAAUUCAUGAAUAUCGUCUUGUUUUAAAGGCAACAACGCUCGAGAUCAAGCAGGCAAGCAUACCCUUCACAUUGGACCUUUAUGCUGUUGUAUACCCCUUAUUUCCAGCUAUUUAA
Protopolystoma xenopodis is the source of this 375-nucleotide messenger RNA. The record is from the annotation of a GenBank genome assembly. NCBI's taxonomy places the organism in Eukaryota, Metazoa, Platyhelminthes, Monogenea, Polystomatidea, Polystomatidae.